Molecule: messenger RNA, 817 nt
Organism: Limulus polyphemus (Atlantic horseshoe crab)
Lineage: Eukaryota; Metazoa; Arthropoda; Merostomata; Xiphosura; Limulidae
Product: 60S ribosomal protein L10a-like
Exons: 5
Coding region: 84-737 (217 amino acids)
Biological process (GO): translation
Cellular component (GO): large ribosomal subunit
Molecular function (GO): structural constituent of ribosome; RNA binding
Source: RefSeq, a predicted model, not a curated record
UAAUUCCUGGUGAAACGCAACUAUCUCGCAUAAUCACGUAUUCACGUUCUUUCUUGCGUUGUAAGGAAUGGUGAAGAGAUACGAUGAGCUCUAAAGUGAAUCGUGACACCAUCUAUGAAUGUGUGAAUGUUGUUGUGGAAAACUCCAAAAAGAAACAACGAAAAUUUGUGGAGACGGUGGAAUUGCAGGUCGCACUGAAAAAUUAUGAUCCCCAGAAAGAUAAACGAUUUUCUGGCACUGUGAAACUGAAGCACAUUCCAAAGCCUAAAUAUUCAGUUUGUGUGUUAGGAGACCAGCAGCAUUGUGAUGAAGCUAAAGCUAAUGGAAUUCCUUGCAUGGACUCAGAGGCUUUGAAAAAAUUGAACAAGAACAAAAAACUUGUUAAAAAGUUAGCCAAAAAAUAUGAUGCCUUUCUUGCAUCCGAGUCUUUAAUUAAGCAGAUCCCAAGACUUCUGGGUCCUGGUCUGAAUAAAGCUGGAAAGUUCCCAACAUUGCUCAGUCAUGGUGAAUCAAUGGUGGCAAAGGUUGAUGAAGUAAAAGCCACAAUUAAAUUCCAGAUGAAAAAGGUGUUAUGUUUGGCAGUAGCUGUUGGCCAUGUAAAAAUGUCUGAGGAUGAACUAGCCCAGAACAUUAACCUUGCAAUCAACUUCCUGGUUUCUCUGCUGAAGAAGAAUUGGCAAAAUAUACGAUCCUUGCACAUUAAAAGUACCAUGGGCCCACCUCAGCGCCUCUAUUAGUUUCUUUAUUGUCAUACUCUAUGUAUUAUGACAUUUGUGGGAAUUAAAUAUUAGAGGUGUUUGUGUAGUAUGCACAUCUA